This is a messenger RNA of Lates calcarifer (barramundi perch), 2978 nucleotides long. It is a transcript of the gene dhcr7, whose product is annotated as 7-dehydrocholesterol reductase. Gene Ontology annotation, cellular component: endoplasmic reticulum membrane. The record is from RefSeq and is a predicted model, not a curated record. Gene Ontology annotation, molecular function: 7-dehydrocholesterol reductase activity. The transcript is spliced from 8 exons. Gene Ontology annotation, biological process: brassinosteroid biosynthetic process; cholesterol biosynthetic process. The coding region runs from base 123 to 1559 and encodes 478 amino acids. Lineage: Eukaryota; Metazoa; Chordata; Actinopteri; Centropomidae.
GUCUGUGGCACCACGGUGAAUUUUGUCGAGAUGUUACAUGAUAACCUGUGCCAGGCCCGGGAGGGAAGAGGAGACAAGCAGCCUGUCCUCUACUCUGUGUGACUUUACUCUAAUCUUCUGAGAUGAAUGGUGCAGUGGCCAUGGAGGCAACCAGGAGACGAACCCAGGCCAGUACCAAUGGGAAAACAUCUGAACAGAGCGAGCAGCCAGCACAGUGGGGGAGAGCAUGGGAGGUGGAUUGGUUUUCUCUGAUUGGCGUGAUUGGCCUCCUUUGCUUUGCCCCCUUCAUUGUCUUCUACUUUGUAAUGGCAUGUGAUCAGUACCAGUGCUCUGUCAGCCAGCCUCUGUUCGAACUGUACCAAGGAGAGACCACACUGCUCUCCAUCUGGGCCAGGGCUCCCUCCUUCACCUGGACAGCUGCCAAGAUAUAUGCCAUCUGGGUGGCCUUCCAGGUGUUCCUGUAUAUGUGUGUUCCUGAUUUUACCCACAAGUUUAUUCCUGGUUAUGUUGGUGGAGUGCAGGAUGGAGCACGAACUCCUGCUGGCCUGAUUAACAAGUAUGAGAUCAAUGGGCUGCAGUGUUGGCUGAUUACUCAUGCCCUGUGGUUUGUCAAUGCCCACUAUUUCCAUUGGUUUUCUCCCACCAUCAUCUUCGACAACUGGAUUCCUCUGAUGUGGUGCGCCAACAUACUGGGCUAUGCUGUUUCUACCUUUGCUUUCAUAAAGGCCUACUUUUUCCCCACCAACUCUGAGGACUGCAAGUUCACAGGGAACAUAUUCUACAACUACAUGAUGGGCAUUGAGUUCAACCCGCGCAUUGGCAAGUGGUUUGACUUCAAGCUGUUCUUCAAUGGCCGGCCCGGCAUCGUGGCCUGGACCCUCAUCAAUCUCUCCUACAUGGCCAAGCAGCAAGAACUGUAUGGCCAAGUCACCAACUCCAUGAUUCUGGUCAAUGUGCUGCAGGCCAUUUAUGUGUUGGAUUUCUUCUGGAAUGAGGCAUGGUACCUGAAAACCAUUGAUAUCUGCCAUGACCACUUUGGAUGGUAUCUGGGCUGGGGAGACUGUGUCUGGCUGCCAUACCUCUACACACUGCAGGGUCUGUACCUGGUGUACCACCCAGUCCAGCUUUCUAAUGCCCAUGCCCUGGCUGUCCUGUUGCUCGGCCUCGUCGGGUAUUACAUCUUCCGCUCCACCAACCAUCAGAAGGACCUGUUCCGCCGCACAGAGGGCGCCUGCUCCAUCUGGGGCCGCAAGCCGACUUACAUUGAGUGCUCAUACCGCUCUGCUGACGGUAGCAACCACCGCAGCAAGCUCCUGACCUCGGGCUUCUGGGGCGUGGCCCGGCACUUCAACUACACCGGUGACCUGAUGGGUUCUCUGGCCUACUGUGCCGCCUGCGGCUUCGGCCACAUUCUGCCGUACUUCUACAUCGUUUACAUGACCAUCCUGCUGGUCCACCGCUGUGUGCGUGACGAGCACCGCUGCAGCAGCAAAUAUGGCAAGGACUGGAAACGCUACACAGAUACUGUGCCGUGUCGGCUGAUUCCUGGAGUGUUUUAGAAAGGAAGAGGGGUGUGAAGAUCGAGGGAGGGAGGUAUGGGUGGGGGAUAAGAAUAACAUAGAGAAACGGUGUGAUUGGAAAGGGGGUAGUAAGAUAAACAUUAGGUGUGUGUGUGUGUGUGUGUGUGUGUGUGUGUGUGUGUGUGUGUGUGUGACUGUGUGUGUUUUAUACAUAUCAAGAAUACACAACACUGAUAACAUGUUAAUACAGCGUUUCAUACAUUCUGUAAUUUGUAUGUAUUUCUCAUACAUGUAUAGACUGCUGUACAUGUAUAUAUACAGGUACAGUUUAUUUCUAUAUUUCUCUGUCUUGGUAAGGACAGUUUGAUACGCCAGCCUGCUGCUUUCUUUAUGCUGUGACAGUUUAACAUAGUUAAACUCAUUUCUUGAAAUCAGUACAAUAUAUUCAAUAUAUCUUUUGAUCUAGUAAGACCAAACACAACUUAAACCAGCUCAAGCCAAAAUCAGGACCAGAAACAGAGCCACUUCUGUAGUGGACUGAUGUCUGUAACUACUCUACACAAAGCUGUAACAUUCUCAUAAUGUAGCUUAGUGGUAACUUGGUAACACUUUAUAUCCGGGUGCACUUAUUCACCAUUAACUUGUUCCUUAUUAGCAUGUAUAUUGGCUCUUUAUUAGUCAUUAUAAAGCACUUAUUAAUCCUUGUUACCAGUGUUACCAGCUCCUUGAUUAAUUCAUCUGUCAGAUUAACAGAAAGAAAAUCAGUGACAACUUUGGCAGUUUUAUAGUCAUUAAUCAAAAACAUAACUGCUUCAUAUCACUGUAAAUUCAACAUCUGUGUAUUUUACAUAUUUUGACUGUUGCUCAGAGAAAUAAGCAGUCACCUCGCCCUCAGGUACCCUAUGAUAGGGGCUAUCCAUUGUUUUGGGUUUUGUCGACUAAACGAUUAACCAUCAAUGAAAGCUGAUGUAUUCAUUAAUCACUAUUAACUAACUAACUCUGCUGACUUAAUGGACCAAAUGUGAUUGUUGGCUCCACUGACGAGACCUGCCUCAUAAAAGUUACAUAAUCUUUGUAUAACAGUUGUCUGAGUGCUUGGACUCAGUCAUUUGCUCAUCAUAUUAUUUGAGAAUUUCCCUCAUUGUGGCUGAGAGAACAUGUUCACAUAAUUCAGGGUUGUUAAGGACAGGAUGAUGAUUCAACACUUAGACAGACAGCACUCUCUGUCUGUAAAGCAUUCUGACAUGUACCAAUUAAAAGUUAGUUAGAUCAUUAUGUUUGCUCCAUGCUGAAACAGUUUGUUCUGUUGACCAUGUCUUAGUUCUGUGUAAAAAUGUUUUUGCUAUGUCCAACCAUCACAUUUCUUUUGUGUUUGGUUUUAUUUCCUCAUACCAGCACUGCCUUUAUUAUAGUGAUAAAGUAACAAAAUAAAGUUCCAUUUUGUUAUGACUAUAUCAA